AGACCGGUGCUUCAACCUGGUGGAAGCCAACAGCAGUCUGAACAAGAGAUACGAAGGCGUGUCCAGUUAGAGAUGGAGCAGUCGCUUCUCAAGGAACCACAGGCGAAGGAUGGUGUAAAUUCAAGGACAACUGGAACGAGUGCGACAGCUUCUUCGUCUUCAACGAAUCAACACGGGGGCGGGGGGCAAAAGAGUUGCUAUAGUUAUCAGCAACAGCACCAGCACGGUGGUUUCGCCAGCAGCACAUCUUCGAGCUCAUCUUCUACAACAUUGUCAAGCAAUUCUGUCAAAAAGAUUUACAACAACUCGUAUUGCUCACUGACCCCGCAGAUGCCAAUGCGAUUGCAGAGUCGGAGUGCUAGCCUGAAAGAUUUUUCCACUUUGUGGAACACGACAAAGAACAAUUAUCAUAUCACAAGUAGUACGACUAAUUUGCUGGUCCCUCCAACAGCUUCAUCACAGGCAGGCGGGACGAUUAUACAGUCUGGCCCGUCUGGUUCUGCUGCUGCAGAAAAAGUACAUACUGUUGAAGCGUCGGUGGUGAACGCUUCAGCCGCUGUAGUUCCUCAAUCUCAAGCUCAGCCGGAACAAGUAGCUGCAGUUGCUGCAGGAAACACUUCUCCAUUUGCAUUACCUCAGCAGGGGACGACUGCAAAUUAUUAUACAACUAGUGACGGAGCAGGAGCACAUGCAAAUGGGACCACGACGACCAGCACGACGACUACCCGCGUUGUACGGCGUAGUGCCUCUGAACGUCGGAUACUAAAUUAUACAACACCUGCUUCUACUUUCCCUCUGCUAGGAGGAAGUCGUGGGAGUGCUACUUUACUACCACAGAGGCAGAAUCAACCUGGCAUGUUGUAUGGAACGAAAAUCUGUUAUCAUUGUCAAGUUUCUUAAGUAGAAAAGUACGAUAAUGAUAACAGAUUUUGGUUUCAUAUGUUGUCUACCUCCUCAGCAAGUGGCUUAAACAGAAACUACACUGCUUCUGGAAGCAGUACUAGCACGACGGGGAUUCACCUCUAUCAGUACAGUACCCCUACCUUGGAUUUCCGACCUCCGCUUAAGGCAACAGGAUUCCUAUAAAUAAUCAUGAUCUUUCAUGAUCAUGUUCGUGUCUAAACAAGUACAAGAUCAACAAGUACAUCAAGGCAACUAAAAAAAUUCAAAGUGACAAUUAAGCAUUGGACAUUGGUGACUUUCAUCCCUUACUUAUAAAAUAUAGUCGUGAAGAAAUAGAAAUGACUUUUCUAACUCAAUGACCACGACAGGAGUUCCUCUUCCUCAAGCUAUUGGAGCUCAUCCUCCAGUGCCAGCACCGUUGUUAUUCGCUACGUCGACAAAGAACGACUUUCGCAAAAUCAAACUGAAACCGUACGAAGAACACGUCGCAACAUCCAGUUGUGUGAUGAAGAACAACUCUGCCUCGUCAAGUACCUCAGCAACCUUGAUGUCAGCUCUCCAUUCGGUGCCUCCAGUUGGAUCAGUGUUGCAUCAGCCAACACAGACCACGACCCACGAUGGCAUUCCUGCAUCAACCCAGGAUAUAAUGACUUCUGGUGCUGUACCAGCAGGAGCAUCAAAACAGAGCUUAGAAAGUACCGAGACCGUUUUGCCACAUCAGGAACAACUCAGCAAAGGAACGAUGGCAAAGCAGGCUACAGCGGUACUUCUAAGAAUUCUAUGUAUUUGAUUUCUGGAAUGGCUAGUCGUGAAGAUAAUCAGUGGUUUUAGUAGAGGAUGACUAGCAGUAGGGCCGUAUGAUGAUGAUUAUGAUGAUGAUGAUGAACACGAAGUAGAUAGUCAUCCUGUUUUUCAGCAAGCGUUAGUUCUUCAGGUCGCACAUGAUGACCAUGGAGAACAAGCUCAUUGUAGUCACCUGCAAACGCUUAGGGAGAUCGAGGUACCGGAGGAACAGGCAGGUCUCCACCCAAUAGCAGCAGAUCAACACGGUCCAUCUGAGGUGGACCCACUACAAACUACUCACGAUGAAGCGAGCACAUUGCAGCUACAUAAACAAGAAGGACCCGAACGACCCGAAGUAGAUGCACUAGUUGUGGCACUAGAGCAUGAGGAUGACAACCACAAGACGACGUCCAAAACUUUGACAUUAGGGGUCGAUCAAGGUCAAGAGUCCUCGCAUGUGCUUCAACAAGGAGAUCUUACUUCUACUGCUGGUCUCCCAAAAAUGGAACAAGACGAGCAGGAGCAAAAAAUAAUCGUCCACGUUGGUGCCGCUCAGCAAUAUCACCAGCAGGAAGAGGAGCUUAGCGUGUACACGAGAUCCAGAACGGAGAUGAUUCAUCAGAAAAAGAGAAAUGUAGAAUCGGUUCCUCCUCCACCUCCCGCAACAAAAGACGAGCAGCUAGGUCGCAACGCAAUGACACGACAGCGAAUACAGAGUCAAAUGACCGCUGUGAAGGAUCGUAUACGAGAGGCGGAGGCAGCUGUGGACCGUCUAGACAAACGGGCUAAGUACAUGGAAGCCCAACUGCGACAAGCGAGGAAUGAGUUGGAGGUAGGAUUGAUGUUUAAUGAAUGUUGAUGUUGUUGUUGUUGUUGAAGCCAUGAUUAAGAUUGUUGGAUGUCAUGGAUAAGCUAUGAUUAAGAUUGUUUGAUGAAGAUUCACACCAGAGAAAUACAACUACUACAACUAGGAUUAUGUGCUGGAGGAUGAUGUGCUUCGACCAAGUGUUAAAAAAGUACUUACAUACGCGAACGCCGAGGAGAAUACUCUACAUUCAUUCUGAGCAGGAAGAUCAUAAUUAUCCAUCCUGUCGAGACGUCGUGGUCUUUUCGUCUGUCGUAGGAUCUAACCUCAACCGCAUUUGGCCGAAUGCAUUUGAAUUCUGGAAGGCAUGCUCGUCAGCAAGGUAAGGUGCGGAAGCUCGCAGACGACUGCAGCUUAGCCAACAGGGAAAGGAGCGAUGCGGCAGAUAGAUUAAACGAAGAGCGAAAGAAGUUUUAUGCAUUGUGGUGGAUAAGAUAAGGAUAUAUAACGUGAACAAUGAAUCUGAGUCUCUCUCUCUACCAUGUAGUUGUAAUGUUGAUAGAAUAGAUGAGAUCAUUUUCCGUUUUCUACUCAUACUUUGUCCUACCACUUCUACUUGUGUUCGUGCCCAUGAACACUGGUGUUUGUGACUGACUCCAUAGGAGAGCGCUUGAAAAGUUUCUUUCCCAUUCUAAUUCUCUGCGACGCUACGAAAGAGAUGGCAGGCUUGUCGGGAUAAGGCUUCUGGCGUAUUGAAGGAAAUGACCCUGGAACAUCAGAUACUUGUUUCAUCUUCUAUUUCUAGCAGCGGAGCAGGUCAGACCGGUGAGCACCUUGUUCAUCAGUCUUCUAGGGAUGCUUCUAGCAUUGCUCACGCUGACGGUAGCCUUGUUGAACAGGGGGUGGAAACAAGAACGGGAACAAUCAGGGCGUUAGUAUUAUGGGUGUAGGGAAUUCAUCUCCAAAGUCAUCUGGAAGAGAAAGACAAGAGGAAAAAGGGACCCAAAUGAUCCCUGAGAUGAAUUCCCGAUACCUCUAAUAGUAGAAGGUUUGGAUGGGCAGGAGCGUCAUGCUGGACCUGGAGUAGAUGCAGCAGGACUAGUGAAUCAGAACAGCCUCUUCUGCAACACUAAUCAGGGAGAAACAAGUAAGAUGGUACUAGGACAAUUUCAGACCUCACCUCUAGUGAGAAGUCUGAAACAAAUGAAGCCUGUUCAGUUAUUGACAUCCUCAACGAGUCUGAAGUCACUAGGCGCGAAGCCCGAAGAUCACGAGGCCACUGCGACUGGAAAUGGUUGCUUAUUUGCGCCACCAGAUAGAACUGCGACUUCGUCGAGAAGAAUCGUGUCAACUGCAGCAAGUAGUGCGGACUUAGUUCUUGCACCACCUAGUUGUGCUGGCACUGGUAAUGGUGGAACAUCUUCCUUAUUCCAACAAAAACAAUAUCAACAUAAGCAUUGUUCGAGUACUGCUGCUUCCGGGAGUACUAGACUUGUCCCACCCGCUUCAUCUGGACCAGCACUAUCACAAGGAACAGCACAAGCUGUCUGUAUUAGCAACAAUCUGCAAUUUGGUAUUGAUCCGAGUCCAUCGCCGUCUCCUCCAAUUACCACAUCUUCAGCUUCGUCUGGUGGUACAGCUGUUGCUGAGUCCAGCAGAGCUUCAAAUCUAAAACCUCCAAGUGGAAGCAGCUCUAGAGGUAGAGCUCAGGGUUUGUCUAGUAGUACUCUUCAUUCUUCUUCGAAGGCAGCUUCCGCUUCAUCCCGAAGUAAUCUUGGAGCAAAAAAUCAGCGACGAAGCACUAGCAAUCUACGGAGAGCUCCGGAAGACUCUCCACUGGAUCCCCAAGUGCUUGUUUUUCAGCCCACACCUACAACUAUGACUGGCGGAGGGCCCUCUAGGCUACUCGAAGCAGCUUUGGCGACCGCAGAAAAACAAUUGCAGAUGGAUCGGACUAGUUCUAAUAGUCGAAGCAAAAGUUCUUUGAGGAAGCAGAAAUAGGAACAAGACCUUUGAUUUGCAUCUGUUGUAAACUCCGACCGCCACUGCGGUGGAAGGAAAACACUAUGAUGAUUUUCAGUGUGUGCCAGCUCCAGUAUCCAAUGAUGAACAAAAGAAUUGGCCUAGUACUAGUACGUAUGAUGUAUGAAUAUUAACCUAAUAUUUUAUUGUACAACUAAAAGUAGAUUAUUUACAGUUUUCUUUCCUUGCUUCAACUUGAUGUACGAUGACGAAAACUCGUGAAGGACAAGAAUGCUGUUACAGGGUUCGAAGAAAUGAGCAUUUCCUGUUGUCCUCAACGAAUACGGAGACCACCGCCUCGAU
This is a messenger RNA of Amoebophrya sp. A25, 4816 nucleotides long. The record is from the annotation of a GenBank genome assembly. NCBI's taxonomy places the organism in Eukaryota, Dinophyceae, Syndiniales, Amoebophryaceae.